CAAAAACUAGCUUCAUUAUUGUAUUGGUUAUUCUGUGUGUAUGUGUUUUUCUUCUUAUGAUUUGAGAGCCAUUCUUUGAACUGUGAUUGAUCUAUUGUUGACUGAUUAGGGUUUCUUUGGCUUAUUGUUUAUUUGAUAUAAUUUAUUAAUCAACUGAUUGGUCGUCGAUCUUGAUUUUUUUUUUAAAAAAAAAAAAAUUCUCCCCAUUUUCUAAACCCUGCUUUUGGGAGUAUUUUUGGAAAAGAUAAUUAAUUAAUGUGAUGCAGUUCUUGAGAGUAUUCUAAUUUUCAUCCGAUUGGGCAUUCAAAUGAAUUCUUACAAAUUUUAAUUACUGUGAUAGUCUAUUUAUCGAAAUCCUUGUCUAGUUGAUCAAUAUUUGUAUCCAUUCUCCGGUCAGUUCAUCACUGGGAUUGAGCAUUAAGUAUGAUUAUGAAGAAUUAAUUAUGCUGUUCAUAUAUUUUUUUUCCCUGAUUAAUAUCUCUUCAGAAGUUCUCAUUUUGAAUUUUAGAGGGUUGGAUAUGGCUUUAAAGCGAAUUAACAAGGAAUUGAGAGACAUGCAGAAGGAACCUCCAGUAUCCUGCAGUGCAGGUCCUGUUGGAGAUGACAUGUUUCAUUGGCAAGCAACUAUUAUGGGUCCAGCAGAUAGCCCAUUUGCUGGAGGUGUUUUCUCUGUCUCCAUACACUUCCCUCCUGAUUAUCCAUUCAAGCCUCCCAAGGUUUCAUUCAAGACAAGAGUAUAUCACCCAAACAUCAAUAAUAAAGGUAGUAUCUGCCUUGACAUUCUCAAGGAACAAUGGAGUCCUGCGCUUACAGUUUCAAAGGUGUUAUUGUCUAUAUGCUCACUGCUGACGGAUCCAAAUCCUGAUGAUCCUUUGGUGCCUGAUAUUGCUAAUGUUUAUAAGACUGAUAAAGCCAAGUAUGAGAGUACAGCUCGAUCCUGGACACAGAAAUAUGCUAUGGGCUAGUAUCAUUUUACUGUCUUACAGUGAUGAGGAGUAUGAAGGUUUUUUUUUGGGGUUGGGGGGGGGGGAGGAGGGAUCAUAUAGUUUUUGCUUUUGCUAGCUUGUGCAUCUAGAUGGUUGAAGAAUCAACCGAGACAUUUAACUGUUUGAUUGGAUGAUGCCUUUAAGAGCAAAGAUUAAUAUGUGAGAUUGAUGAAAUUUUUUGGAA
Molecule: messenger RNA, 1170 nt
Organism: Manihot esculenta (cassava)
Lineage: Eukaryota; Viridiplantae; Streptophyta; Magnoliopsida; Malpighiales; Euphorbiaceae
Product: ubiquitin-conjugating enzyme E2 30
Exons: 4
Coding region: 444-965 (173 amino acids)
Biological process (GO): protein polyubiquitination
Cellular component (GO): nucleus
Molecular function (GO): ubiquitin conjugating enzyme activity
Source: RefSeq, a predicted model, not a curated record